This is a messenger RNA of Mercenaria mercenaria, 1852 nucleotides long. RefSeq names its product N-acetylglucosamine-6-sulfatase-like. The record is from RefSeq and is a predicted model, not a curated record. Lineage: Eukaryota; Metazoa; Mollusca; Bivalvia; Venerida; Veneridae. The coding region runs from base 10 to 687 and encodes 225 amino acids. Gene Ontology annotation, molecular function: glycosaminoglycan binding; N-acetylglucosamine-6-sulfatase activity. The transcript is spliced from 5 exons.
GUAGAUGAUAUGGUGGAAGAUAUCCUGCAAACGCUAGAUACUAAAGGGAUUCUUGACAACACUUAUGUAUUCUUCUCCUCAGACAAUGGAUAUCAUUUAGGUCAGUUUGGUUUACCAUAUGAUAAAAGGCAACUGUAUGACUUUGAUAUCCGAGUACCACUGAUGGUGAGAGGACCAGGUAUAAAGCCUGCAACUUUUUCUGAUGAGGCUGUAUUAAAUAUUGACCUUGCACCAACGUUUCUCAGCCUUGCGGGUUCUAUUAUGCCAGGGGCAGAUGGUGUCAGUUUUAAAGACAUACUUCACCCGCAGGACAAUGGAACAAAACCAGUACGAGGAACUUUUCUGGUAGAGCAUACUGGUGAAUAUUCAGAAACUAUCAAAGGUUGUCCUCAGUACACAGGGCAGAAUAUGAAUAACUGCAAUAACCAUUGUGUUUGCGAGGAUUCUAAGAAUAACACAUUUGCUUGUAUAGUACAAAUUAGCAAGAUGGAGAACAUGAAAUACUGCGAAUUUAUUGAUUUACAGAAUUCUGUAGAGAUUUAUGACUUGAAAUCAGAUCCAGCAGAACUGAACAAUUUAUACCAAACAUGGCAGACAACCGACCCAAAGAAGAUUGCAUCUCUUGAACGACAGUUACAGUACCUAGCAACAUGUUCAGGAGAAGCAUGCCACAGUGUUCCUACCUAGUGCUACACAUAUUGUACAGUUAUAUGACUUGUAAUGCUCAUUUACCAAAAACAUCGUGCCAUUCUUGGUGUUCACACCCUGUGGUGGAAAACUCUGGUCUGGUGUAAUUAAACUUAAGUUUGGAGACCAGUUUAAAAAGUCAACAUCUGAUAGGUUGAUUUUGAGCUUAAUCUUGAAACUGACCAAUGGGAAUGUUGCAGUCAUAGACUGGUUCCCAGAUUCUUUUCCUAUAAUCUUUGAACCAGAUUAUACUUGUGAAUAAGCUAAGGCGUUGGUUGUAAGUUCAAAUUGUCACAAAAACAGCAUAGUCUGUUGUUGUUGUUAUACUGUGAUAUAUUGAGUCAGUUAUUGUGUUAAACACAUUCCUUGAAUAUAUCAUUAUAUUUUUUAUAUUGUUGAAUUAUAUAUCAGCUUAAAGGUAUGUAGCGCAGUAAAUAGUGCAUAUUUUUAUCAAAAAAGGGGUUACCGUAAUUGCUUUUUUAUGUCAGUGCAGUUAUCGUCUUUUUGCACUUCGGUAACGAUUUGUUUUUUAAGUUCAUAUUUUUUUUAAUUAUUUUAACUGAAAUGUAUCCUUUUUACUUAUUUUACAUGUACAAAUUCAUGACAUAUUUUUUGAGCUGGAAAAAGUAAAGAAAGAUCUUUAGAAUGUAUUGAUUUCUUUUGCAUUUUGAUUUGAAAGGUUGUUUGUUUUUCUGAUCUUGUAUGAAGCCAUUAUGGAAGUAUAAUAUUUGUCAGUCACUCAGUGACAGAAACUGUCUAAAACAUGUUUUUGAUUUGCAAUAAACUCCCAAGAAAAAAAGUUGAAAAAGUGAGUUUUUGGGAUGUUAUUUGUCAUUAAGUUUCAGGAAACCACUGAAAAGCAUGAAAUAACAUGUCAUAAAAAAUUGAUUUGUAAUAUUCAGCUUUGUUUUAAGCUGUUUUACGAGAAAAGUAAUAUUUAUUUUUGCAACAUUGUUAGCUCACCUGUCACAAAGUGACAAGGUGAGCUUUUGUGAUUGUGCAGCGUCCGUCCGUGCGUGCAUGCGUCAGUCCGUAAACUUUUGCUUGUGACCACUCUAGAGGUCACAUUUUUCAUGGGAUCUUUAUGAAAGUUGGUCAGAAUGUUCACCUUGAUGAUAUCUAGGUAAAGUUCGAAACCGGGUCAACUGCGGUCAAAAACUAGGUC